UGAUAAAUUCCCUUUGUCACCGAAAAACAUUAAGGUAUCUCUGAUCAAAGAAGCAGCACCGCAAGCGCGCAAGAAUGGCAUGUUCAGCCGCCCGUCGAACCGUCACAACACUUCUAACUAGAACAUAUCUCCGCAACUCUUCUUCGCCUCCUUCAAUUCUCUCUCCCAACUCUCGAUUUUCUCUCUCCUACAUUUUGUCCCACUUCCAACCUUCACUCUCCCCGAAUUCACCGAAUUUUCAAACUCGCCCCAAAACAACCGGGUCGGGCUACUCGCCACUCAAUGAUCCAUCCCCAAAUUGGACGAAUCGCCCCCCUAAAGAAACCAUCUUAUUGGAUGGGUGCGAUUAUCAGCAUUGGCUUAUUGUAAUGGAGUUUCCUAUUGACCCUAAACCUUCUAAUGAAGAAAUGAUUGAUUCUUACGUUAAAACCCUAGCUCAAAUUGUUGGCAGUGAGGAGGAGGCGAAGAAGAAGAUUUACUCUGUUUCGACGACGACGUAUACUGGGUUUGGUGCUUUGAUUUCUGAGGAGCUGACUUACAAAGUUAAAGAGUUGCCUGGUGUUCUCUGGGUCUUGCCUGAUUCCUAUCUUGACGUGCCAAAUAAGGAUUACGGAGGUGAUCUUUUUACCAAUGGGAAAGUUAUGCGAAGGCCACAGUAUGAUUUUAGUGAGAGGCAGCAGAAUAGUAGACCAAGGACUCGCCCACGACAUGACAGACGUCGUGAAAGAGUGCAGAAUGUCGGAAGACCACCAAUACAGACACAAGAACAGAGUUAGACACAGGACAAUGCACAAACCAAUGAAGCAGCCAAUGCUAAUGAAUGGCCAUGAACCAUUAGAAGUUAUAUUAAAGUAAUAUAUCGGGUUUAUUUUUAAGCUGUGCGUAUGCAUCUUUUCUAGUAUGAACACUAUUUCUUCCAACACUGUCUCCAAACACUUGAUUCUUUUUACAGUUAAAGCAGGGCAUGCAUCCCUCCUUUGACAUGUUGCCAAUAUCAAUUCAUGGGCUUCCCUACCAUCA
Molecule: messenger RNA, 1020 nt
Organism: Spinacia oleracea (spinach)
Lineage: Eukaryota; Viridiplantae; Streptophyta; Magnoliopsida; Caryophyllales; Amaranthaceae
Product: multiple organellar RNA editing factor 3, mitochondrial
Exons: 4
Coding region: 75-776 (233 amino acids)
Biological process (GO): mitochondrial mRNA modification; cytidine to uridine editing
Cellular component (GO): mitochondrion
Source: RefSeq, a predicted model, not a curated record